AUGCAGGCCGAAGACCUGGCGGACGUGCUGCGGGGCCUCGAAGAGGAGUUCGAGGCGGGCGAGAGGCUGGCCGAGGCGGGCGUGGUGCGCGCCGGUGCCGCGCGAAAGGGAGGUCAGGACGAGGAGCGCCGCGCGGGAGCGGAGCGGGCCAUACAGGGCAUCCAGGGCUCCCAAGGCGGCGGGGCGGCGGCAGGGUCGGGGCGGACCGCGGCGCGGCCCUCCGCGGGGUCAUGGGGAUUCGGCGAGGAUGACAUGGACGUGACGGCGGCCGACGGCGACCCAGACGUAGGCACGGCGGCGGGGAUGCGCGUGCGGCUCCGCCCCUCCAGCUCCUUCCCCGCCGCCGGCCGGGAGCUGGCCAGGCUGACGCUGAACGAGAAGCAGUCGAUCGCCCUCCUCAUCGUCUGCCGGCAGCUCGACCAGGUCCGGCAGGCCAAUGAGGCAGGCGGCGACGGAGACGGGGAAGGUCAGCUCUGCCUGUUCAUCGGCGGCGAGGGCGGCACCGGCAAGUCGCGCGUCAUCGAGGCGCUCGUCGAGCUGCUCGCCCGGAGGGAGCUGUCGAGCCGGAUGCUAGUCACAGCGACGUCGGGCACGGCGGCAGCGCGGAUCAACGGCAUCACCCUCCACUCGGCCUGCGGCCUCGCCCGCUUCGUCGACGGCCGGUCGCGCAUGGACUGGCGGGAGAAGGAGGUGCUGGUGGUCGACGAGGUCAGCAUGCUCGGGGCGCGCACGCUAUACGCCGCCAACGAGCAGCUCUGCCGGCUGCGGGGGUCGGCGCGGGACUUCGGCGGCAUCCCGGUGGUGAUCUUCUGCGGCGACUUCCACCAGUUCCGGCCGGUGCAGGAGCGGUCGAUCCUGCUGCCGAGCGCGGCGGUGUCGUGGGACGAGGACAGGGCCUUCACGGCCGAGCAGCGGCGGCAGCACGACAAGGCGCACGCGCUCUGGCGGCGGUUCACGACGGUCACCAUGCUCGACGAGCAGAUGCGGGCCGCCGGCGACCCCGAGCUGCGGCGCCUGCUCGGGCGGAUCCGGCGGGCGAGCAGGACCGGCGUGACGGUGGUCACGCCGCUCAACCGGAACCGCUGGAACCUCAACCUCGAGGCGGCGCUCGCGUUCCGGGCGCGGCAGCGGACGGCGGCGCGCGUCUUCCUCUCCGAGCACAAGUGGAAGGACGGCACGCCGACGGAGGAGGAGGCGGUGCUGAUGCUCGGCCAGGGCGACGACAGCGCGACGCCGGUGCCGGCCGUCUUCGUCUUCGUGCCGGGCAUGCCGGUCGUCGUGAACCAGAACACGCACCAGGGGCUGAAGGUGCUGACGGUGCACUUCGGGCCGCCGGCGGGCAUCGUGCUGGCGUCGGAGACGACCAGGGACCUCCACUUCAUCACGGCGCAGCGGAAGCGGCCCUGGCAGCGCAACGACGUCGGCCGGCGCGGCCUGCCGUGCGCCGCGGCCUUCGCCUGCACCGACUACAAGGUGCAGGGCGGGACGAUCGAGCGCGUCGCGCUCGAGCUGCGAGGGCGAGGACGACGACGCCUCUACGUGCAGCUCUCGCGGUGCCCGACGCUCGACGGCAUCAUGCUCGUAUCGGAGGUGCGGGAGCGGGACCUUAUAGGAACCGGGUGCCCGGGGAAAUGA
This is a messenger RNA of Hirsutella rhossiliensis, 1635 nucleotides long. RefSeq names its product PIF1-like helicase domain-containing protein. NCBI's taxonomy places the organism in Eukaryota, Fungi, Ascomycota, Sordariomycetes, Hypocreales, Ophiocordycipitaceae. The transcript has 7 exons. Gene Ontology annotation, biological process: telomere maintenance; DNA repair. The record is from RefSeq and is a predicted model, not a curated record. Bases 1 to 1635 code for a protein of 544 amino acids. Gene Ontology annotation, molecular function: DNA helicase activity.